AUGCACUUUAUCUCAGACACUCUUUUUCACACGCAGCAUCGAAUACGCUUUGAACCUCGUCAGAGUCCCAAUAGCUCGUCUCAGCGAUUCGAACUCCGGCUCCUUCGUGGAUACGGGACGUGCAGUUCAACGCUGGACAGGAAUACCUUCCAAGGCAACAUAGGGUUUGGUCCAACUCGCUUUCUCAUUAAACGAUGCGAGUGCGUAGGCGAGAGAGAAUCUGCGGCCUGGUUGGGUUGGAGAGACUUGCCAGUGCACAAUCUACACCUCAAAGUCUGGAGCCACACCGGAUUCCAUUCAUCCGCCAAUCGAGUCACAGAAAGGCAGCGCUGGCUAGUCUCCGUAAGAAUGUUAUUGCCGCACUUCAAGACAAGCCAUUUGACAGAAGCUGAUGGUGGCAUGCAAGAAGGCUGGUGUGGAUCUGGCUUGGUGGUGUCGGAGAAACGCGAUGAAAGUGUGCGCAAAGAGAACAGAAAGAUCGAAUGGAGUCACCUCCCGCUCCUUUGCGUGCAACAGCCGUGUUGGUACCAAGGCGGUCGUAAAGUUCCAGUCGCAACGGACGAUAAAUGGUCAAUAUUUUCAAUAAUGCCGAGCACACCAUUGAAUUGUCGCAAUCCUCGAGGCCGUCACAGCCAGGAAGAAGAGACUCAACACACCCAACGUUGCACUGCUUCUACGGCUGCUAUGGAAGCAACGAAGCUCCGUUGCUCCGAGGAGUUCGAUCCUUCGGAUUCAUGGCGCAUUGUGGGAUCGCGUGCAAACUCAACUCAUCGCUGCAUUUCAACGCGUCCCGAUCAUCCAAGAGACUCUUUUGCUGCUGACAAUCACCGAGAGGAUGGACAAAAGUGUAUGAUAUUUGAAGCUGGGAUUCAAAUAAUCCCUUAG
Protopolystoma xenopodis is the source of this 885-nucleotide messenger RNA. The record is from the annotation of a GenBank genome assembly. Lineage: Eukaryota; Metazoa; Platyhelminthes; Monogenea; Polystomatidea; Polystomatidae.